UAGACGUCCCGAGCACGAGCGAAGUUCACUUGUCAACAAACCUGCAGCGGAUCAGCGGAGCUUCUGUAUCCCACGAUGGAGUCUAUGGAGUCACUGGAUCCCGGAGACGUCCCGCCUCCGGAGAAGAGACGCAGCCGGAGAACAUGCGCGUUUCUCGGCGUCGCCUGCGUCCUGCUGCUGUGCGUCACCGUGGCGGUGGUGAUGGUGACGGUCCGUCACAAACCAGACCGACUCAAAGGAACUUUCAUCAGCAGGUGUGAGCUGUUCCAAGGGUACGACUGCGAAAUGUUAUGGUCUGCAUUCAAACAAGCCUACGUAGGCAAGGACCCUUGUAAGGUUCCCUGGGAAGCCUACGACCCUCUCAUCGCUGCAGCCCCCUUCAAACCGUCAUGCAACAGAAUGAUGUUCUGGAGCAAAACAAAAGACGUGGUCCAGGAUUUCACUGAGAAGCGCGGAUGUUUCCUCACCCUGGAGGAGACGGUGCUGGGAUCUGUCCUGGACGGUCUGUCGUGGUGCGGGAAAGAGGGCAGCAGUGAAACGUUCACGAGCGGCUGCCCCGGUUGGGGGGAUUGCGAGAACAACCCCGUUGGCUCGUUCUGGAGAAGAGUCUCGGCUGCUUUCGCAGAUGUUGCCUGUGGUGACGUCACAGCGAUGCUAAACGGAUCCAUCGAGACGCCGUUCAGCCCCACGAGUAUCUUUGGCGGCAUCGAACUCAAGAUGUUUAACUCCAGCAGAGUGAAAAGCCUGAGCAUCGUUCUGGUCUCACAGGAGAACGCUGUGUCAAACUGUACAAAUGCAUCUUUUAAGGAUUUACAGAUAGAGCUGGACGAGGGAAUUAAAUACAACUGUACAGAAGUGACUGAAUCUCAGCUCAAUGAGUGCAGCUCUGAUCCAGAGAAACCGUGCGGCCCCUGCUGGUGAAGAUGUCCAAUGACAAGAGAAAAACAUAAACCUGCUGUAAAUCUGCUUGUUUUUCGUGAAUCAAAAUGUGCCUUAUAAAUGUAUUUAGUAGAUUUUGGGCCAGUUUGACAUAACGUGAAAUGAUGUGUUUAACAUAAGAUGCCGUCGAUAGAUUUUUAAACUAUGACAAAACAACCUUUUUUGUAUUUUGAAAUGAAAAGAUUCAGGGUGUGAUGAGGAGUUUUGUAGCGAGUUUAGACUACUUGUCAUCGAGGGGUAAAGUACCACUGCUAAAUGGUAAAUGACUGUUUUUAUAAAGCGGUUUCCUUGUUAUCGAUAACCACAAGCGGCUCCGUCCUCAUUAUCCUUAACUGACAAUCUCAGGUGCUAUCGUCAUUUCCUGUAACUUUUUUUUAUAGUAAAACCCAUCAGAGGGAUGAUGCACAGCCUGCGCUCGCACUCUAUUUACCCCGAUCAGACAACAGCUAACGUUUUUUAUUAUUGUGACGAUGCCAUUUCACAAUGAUGUCAUCAUGGCGUUGCAAUGAAAAACGAUUGGUUAAUGUAGAUAAAACUAUAGAUUGUAUCUCUAAUCUUAUUGGUUGCAAAACUUACCGCAGUAAUUCACUAUAUGAUGUAAUUUUCUGACUUUAUAGAGACCAAGUGACAGUAAAUUAUGUUUUUUAUCUAUGCAUGACAUCCUUUUCUGACAUCACUGAUCAUAUGAUAGGGAAUCUAUCUUUUAUUUGUACCACUAUCUUGGAAAAAGGACCUUUAACAUUUGACCUUUAUCCAAUCAGCCAAGAUGUGUAAUAAUCUGGAGUUAUUUAUAAUAUUAUAUUCACUCCAAGUCUGGUGAUAAAGUGUUCAUACGUUUCCGAGUUAUUUUGUACAAACACACACACACACACACACACGAGGGGAAGUUGUGGUCAUGAUUGUCUGUGAUAAGUUUUGUGGCAUUGUGGUACAAACUAAAUACACUUUUUUCUGUGUUUUCUGACUUUGGUCUGAGAGAGAACGAGAGUCUCUCACCUGACAAGCCGUCAGUUAUUCUACCUCUCACUGCCAUGACUUUGUGUGUUCAUGUUUUUUAGUAAAUGACCUUGUCAAUGACAUGAAUGUCAGCGUGGAUGAUUUGAAAAUAAAGAGCACUAUAGAAACGUGUCCGAGCAGUUCUGAUUGGUCGUUCAAACUGAACAAGAACUUAACAAUAGUGGCAGCAGAAAAGAAAACUGCCAUAUUUACAUGUUCUGUACAUUUAGCGGAUCUCCAUCCGGCCGACAGGAUGUGGAGUCUGCCAUGUUGAAAGUGUCCCGAGUCAGAUUUCACUAACGUCAAUAACGAAUCUUAAAACUGUCUUUAUUUCUGUUCAGUUCUUUCUGGUUCAUCGCUGAGCUGCUGUCAUAUUGUUUCCAGAUGAAAGUCUUUGUCUGGUCCAGCUCCACCUCUCACGUCUACAUCAGUCAUCUGAUUCACCAUGUGACUUUAGUUUUUGUGUGUUUUUAAUAAAACGCUUCUGGUUCUGA
Hippoglossus stenolepis (Pacific halibut) is the source of this 2429-nucleotide messenger RNA. RefSeq names its product ADP-ribosyl cyclase/cyclic ADP-ribose hydrolase 1. The record is from RefSeq and is a predicted model, not a curated record. Gene Ontology annotation, molecular function: phosphorus-oxygen lyase activity; NAD+ nucleosidase activity. The coding region runs from base 76 to 921 and encodes 281 amino acids. Gene Ontology annotation, cellular component: plasma membrane. The transcript is spliced from 8 exons. Gene Ontology annotation, biological process: positive regulation of B cell proliferation. Lineage: Eukaryota; Metazoa; Chordata; Actinopteri; Pleuronectiformes; Pleuronectidae.